CUCCCCCCCCCUCCGCUUCCCUCUUUCUUUCUAUCCCCCCCCCCAACACCUCGGCCAUGGAAGUCCUCGAGCUGCCCACGGCGUACCUCAGUGACUUUGAGGUCCUACAGGCCAUCUUGCAAUCUGAGCAGGAGCGCGCCUCCCGCGAGGGCGGUGGCGGCGGCAAGAAGCGCCAGCCGAAGAACCUCAUGCAGGUGGAGGCCGAUGUCAAGGCCCAUCUGCACGACCGCCCGUGUGCACACCAAACCGAGGAGCACAUCGCCGCCUUCCUGGAGGCGGCCAUCCAUUCCGGGCUGACCAAGUCCGAGAAGCUGCAAAUCCUCAACCACCAGCCUCGGUCGCUGGUAGAGCUGCAUGUGCUCCUCCAGGAGGCCGAGGAGCGCUUCUCCGAAGAGCAACUUGGCCAGAUCCUGGCCAUGAUCCAUCAGCACCUGCCGAUCCAGCCGCCCUCGGACGCCGAGGAUGGCGAUGAGGAAGAGGGGGAAUACCCCGCCGAGGAGGGGGACGAGGCCGCCGCCGAGGGCGACGCCAUGGACGAAGACGAGGAUGCCACCGCCGGGCAGGACGCCCACUACGAUGGCGAGGAGUACAUGGCCGAUGCCACGGACGACAUCAUGUUCGACACCUCCAAGUACCAGAACGACGAGGAUGACCUCGCCGACGGCGGCGACGACAACGAGUGAGGAAGUGCGGGGACACUCUCGCCCGCCGCCGCCGCCGCCGCCCUCCGUGGGGGCUUGCCUUUUUCAAUAUACCUAGAAAUGAAAGCACCAGAGG
Messenger RNA from Fonticula alba, 777 nucleotides. RefSeq lists its product as hypothetical. Gene Ontology annotation, biological process: transcription initiation at RNA polymerase III promoter. Gene Ontology annotation, cellular component: RNA polymerase III complex. Bases 57 to 683 code for a protein of 208 amino acids. The transcript has 4 exons. Gene Ontology annotation, molecular function: nucleotide binding. The record is from RefSeq and is a predicted model, not a curated record. Lineage: Eukaryota; Rotosphaerida; Fonticulaceae.